AUAUAAAACAUAUGUGGUAGCCCAACACCAAGAAGACUCUGAUAAACCCUAAUUUCUCCGGUUGGGAGCUCUCAAAAACCCUUGUAGCUUUGGGGCAAUCACUCUGCGCUUGAAGUCUCCGACGUCACUCAUCAUGACUGCAGAAGCUGUGAACCCGAAAGCCUACCCGUUGGCAGAUGCUCAGCUCACUAUAACUAUUCUCGACUUGGUUCAGCAGGCUGCCAAUUACAAGCAACUCAAAAAGGGUGCUAAUGAAGCAACUAAGACGUUGAAUAGGGGGAUUUCUGAGUUCAUUGUGAUGGCGGCAGAUACAGAGCCCCUAGAAAUUCUUCUUCACCUUCCUCUUCUUGCUGAAGAUAAGAACGUGCCAUAUGUUUUUGUUCCUUCUAAGCAAGCGCUAGGACGUGCAUGUGGAGUAACGAGACCAGUUAUUGCCUGUUCUGUGACUAGCAACGAGGGAAGCCAGUUGAAAUCCCAAAUACAGCAAUUGAAGGAUGCCAUCGAGAAACUUCUUAUCUAAAUUACAUACAAGCCUUUUCCAGUGUGAUGGGCCUCUGGAGCCAACCCCGAGGCUUGGACGGAGUGAGCUUUCUUCUUCAAGUGUUUGUUUCAUCAUCUGUUUUGCUCUUAUCUAGACCUAUUUAUAACCGUGUUAAUUUUAACGAGUAAUGUUCACUAUUGGCACACGAAAAACAAAUGAAACUUGCUUGUUCUUAGUUGUUGGCUUUCUACAAAAAUCUUCCGAUGUCUAUGUGAAGUAUGUUGCGCUUCAGUUUUCAGUACUAGUUUCAAUUGUAGCUCUCCUAAAUUAAAGGUUUUACAUAUAAAGACGAUUUGUUUAAUA
This is a messenger RNA of Andrographis paniculata, 844 nucleotides long. RefSeq lists its product as uncharacterized. NCBI's taxonomy places the organism in Eukaryota, Viridiplantae, Streptophyta, Magnoliopsida, Lamiales, Acanthaceae. The record is from RefSeq and is a predicted model, not a curated record. Gene Ontology annotation, biological process: ribosome biogenesis; mRNA splicing, via spliceosome; maturation of SSU-rRNA. Gene Ontology annotation, molecular function: RNA binding. Bases 134 to 520 code for a protein of 128 amino acids. The transcript has 5 exons. Gene Ontology annotation, cellular component: small-subunit processome; box C/D methylation guide snoRNP complex; U4/U6 x U5 tri-snRNP complex.